Messenger RNA from Anopheles coluzzii, 3322 nucleotides. RefSeq names its product mucin-2-like. Bases 476 to 3109 code for a protein of 877 amino acids. The record is from RefSeq and is a predicted model, not a curated record. The transcript has a single exon. Lineage: Eukaryota; Metazoa; Arthropoda; Insecta; Diptera; Culicidae.
UUGGUGUGAUCAUCCUGCUGCUAUUGACGUUAGUUUUGGCGAACAGAUCGCUUACAAAUAGCCAACUAGAGUGUGAAGAACUUAGUGGAUCAUUCUCAAAUAAAGUGACUGUUACCGACACCGCAAAUGCAUGUGUUCCAAAGUAUCCAGAAUCAAUCUCCAGUGUGCGAAAUUUACGCAAAAAAAGAUAUUUUAAUCCGCCGCAACCUAGAACCUCAGUGCACCCCCCUUAUGGGAAACGACUCUGUACUCAGCAAGACGUUCGAGAUUAUCAAUCAAAUUACGCAGCUCCAAAUGAAGCACAGCUAUCAACACAGCCAUAUCGUAAGAUAGAUCGAUCGCAAUACGAAAUAUCUUACACAAUGUCACCGUUAUAUGAGAUUUCUUCAUUUCAGAGUACUUCAUUUGGCCUUCUCUCGCUCGCCCUUGGAAUGAUGUUGGUAACAAUUACGAAACUAAACAUCCUCUCUCAAAAAUGCCUGAGAGAAAUUGUUACUGUCCCUAUCCCCUAAUGGCAAAUAACAAGCUGUGUUAUCAUGGUAUAACAUGUUUUCCAAAAACAACCACCUCUAUAAUAUCAACUACAACGGCCAUCAUUCCUACAUCUUCUACAACUGCAUCCAUCACUUCUUCAACUUCAACGAUAACAACAAUAUCUUCAAGCAAUACGGAAACUACUACAACUCCCACGGAAACUACCACUUCAACAACCCCCACGGAAACUACAACAUCAACAACCCUCACGGAAACUACUACUAAAACUCUCACUGAAACUACAACAAUAACCCCCACGGAAAUUACCACUACAACUCCGAUUGAAACUACAACAAUAACUCCCACGGAAACAACCACUACAACAACCCCUACAGAAACUACAACAACAACCCCCACGGAAACUACCACUACAACAACCCCCACGGAAACUACAACAUCAACAACUCCCACGGAAACUACCACUACAACAACUCCCACGGAAACUACAACAUCAACAACCUCCACGGAAACUACCACUUCAACAACCCCCACGGAAACUACAACAUCAACAACCCCUACAGAAACAACCACUACAACAACCCCUACAGAAACUACAACAACAACCCCCACGGAAACUACCACUACAACAACCCCCACGGAAACUACAACAUCAACAACUCCCACGGAAACUACCACUACAACAACUCCCACGGAAACUACAACAUCAACAACCUCCACGGAAAGUACCACUUCAACAACCCCCACGGAAACUACAACAUCAACAACCCCUACAGAAACUACAACAACAACCCCCACGGAAACUACCACUUCAACAACCCCCACGGAAACUUCCACUACAACAACUCCCACGGAAACUACAACAACAACCCUUACAGAAACUACAACAACAACCCCAACAGAAACUACCACUACAACCUCAACUGAAACUACUCCUACAACAACCCCCACGGAAACUACAACAUCAACAACCCCCACGGAAACUACAACAUCAACAACCCCCACGGAAACUACCACUACAACAACCCUUACAGAAACUACAACAACAACCCCCACAGAAACUACCACUACAACCUCAAGUGAAACUACCACUACAACAACUCCCACGGAAACUACAACAUCAACAACCCCUACGGAAACUACCACUUCAACAACCCCCACGGAAACUACCACUACAACCUCAACUGAAACUACUACUACAACUCCCAUUGAAACUACAACAAUAACCCCCACGGAAACUUCCACUACAACCUCAACUGAAACUACCACUUCAACAACUCCCACGGAAACUACCACUACAACAACCCUUACAGAAACUACAACAACAACCCCCACAGAAACUACCACUACAACCUCAAGUGAAACUACCACUACAACAACUCCCACGGAAACUACAACAUCAACAACCCCUACGGAAACUACCACUUCAACAACCCCCACGGAAACUACCACUACAACCUCAACUGAAACUACUACUACAACUCCCAUUGAAACUACAACAAUAACCCCCACGGAAACUUCCACUACAACCUCAACUGAAACUACCACUUCAACAACUCCCACGGAAACUACCACUACAACAACCCUUACAGAAACUACAACAACAACCCCCACAGAAACUACCACUACAACCUCAAGUGAAACUACCACUACAACAACUCCCACGGAAACUACAACAUCAACAACCCCUACGGAAACUACCACUUCAACAACCCCCACGGAAACUACCACUACAACCUCAACUGAAACUACUACUACAACUCCCAUUGAAACUACAACAAUAACCCCCACGGAAACUUCCACUACAACCUCAACUGAAACUACCACUUCAACAACUCCCACGGAAACUACCACUACAACAACCCUUACAGAAACUACAACAACAACCCCCACAGAAACUACCACUACAACCUCAAGUGAAACUACCACUACAACAACUCCCACGGAAACUACAACAUCAACAACCCCUACGGAAACUACCACUUCAACAACCCCCACGGAAACUACCACUACAACCUCAACUGAAACUACUACUACAACUCCCAUUGAAACUACAACAAUAACCCCCACGGAAACUACCACUACAACCUCAACUGAAACUACUACUACAACUCCCAUUGAAACUACAUCAAUAACCCCCACGGAAACUACCACUACAACAACUCCCACGGAAACUACCACUACUACAAUUCCACCUACAACGACAACUACUACAACCCCACCGACAACGACAACAACUACAACUCCACCUACAACUACCACUACAACAACCCCAACUACAACAACCCCAACUACAACAACCCCAACUACAACAACAACAACUACAACUCCACCUACAACGACAACUACUACAACUCCACCUACAACUACUACUACAACAACCCCAACUACAACGACAACUACUACAACUCCACCUACAACGACAACUACUACAACUCCACCUACAACUACUAAUACAACAACCCCAACUACAACGACAACUACUACAACUCCACCUACAACGACAACUACUACAACUCCAUCUACAACAACAACAACAACUAGAACCCUACCUACAACGACUCCAACUACCACAAGGGUUGUACCUUCACCCACUAGAGCAACACCUCGACCUUAGUACAUCGUACAGUUCAGUUCAGUUUCUGCUUAACAGGAAUGCUGAAAACCCUUAUGAAUUGUAAAAUUUCUUCGUGUUGUAACAGUCACGAGCAGCAAUGAUUAUUAAUGCGAGCAUGAUUUCCAUUUCCAUCAAAAGCGAAGCAUCCAGCAUGUGCAUUAUUUGAUUUGUUUUAUUGAAAUUUACUUGCCUCUAGGGCUUUAUUAUAAUUAA